This is a messenger RNA of Lathyrus sativus (Indian pea), 1233 nucleotides long. NCBI's taxonomy places the organism in Eukaryota, Viridiplantae, Streptophyta, Magnoliopsida, Fabales, Fabaceae. The record is from the annotation of a GenBank genome assembly.
AUGCUGAGGAAGAGAAGCAGUUCAAUCCAGAAAGAUCAACACAGCAUGGGUUAUUUGACAAAUUCUGAUGCUAAUUCUGAAAACUAUUCGAAAUCUCUUGAUUUUGGUCGCAAUAUCAAAGGCAACCCGAUUUUCAAUAUCCCUUGUUUGUUUGUGGGUUUAGGUCCAAAAGGGUUUUUGGAUUCGGAUUCGGUUAGAAGUCCAACUUCACCUCUAGAUACUAAAGUUCUUUCGAAUUUUGGUAACCAUGUUAGGAACCAAAGAUCUUCGCUUUUUGAGGGGAAUCAAAGGAGUUGGGAUUGUUGCAAAGUUGGUUUAAGUAUUGUAGAGUCUUUGGAGGAUUGUAACUGUUUUAGGUUUUGUGGGAAAACUCUUCAAUCACUUGAUAGCAAGAACAAUAGUUUAAGUCCUCGAAUGAUGAUUAAAACAAUUCCAAUUUGUGAAACUUGUAUCGAUUCUUUUGAGUCGUCUAAGUCUUUGCCUAAAGAUUUUUGUACCCGAAAUGAAUCUGUUAUCCAUAAGGGUGAAUGUGAAUCCAAUGUCCUUUUUGAAAUCGGCGAAACUAGCUUAGAACUUGAUGAACCGUUUGGGAGAACUAGGUCUUGUUCAAUGGAUUCGAGCAAAUCAUUGAAAGCUACUGAUUCAGAUUUUGAUGAUUUUGAUAUGAAAGAUGUAGCGGUUCAAAUUAGCGUUUCUCCUCAUUUUAUUGGAGGAAGCGAGAACUCGAAUGCCAUUGCACCGGCAGAGUCGAAACCAAACACUUUGUCCGAAUUUUCUUCUGAUGAAAUUUUGAAGUCUCUAUCAGCGAGUGAGAUUGAGCUUUCAGAGGAUUAUACAUGUGUGAUCUCUCAUGGUCCUAAUCCGAAAACAACUCAUAUUUUUUGUGAUUGUGUUUUGGAAACUCAUCCUGAUUUAUGUAUUAAAAACCAUUUUAAGAAUGAAGAGCAUGUGAAGGAGAAGGUAGCGACUCCAAUUGGUAAAGGGUUACAAACUCCAAACCAAUAUCCCUCUCGUGCCUUCUUGAGUUUCUGCCACCAUUGUGACAAGAAACUCGAGGAGGGGAAAGAUAUUUAUAUCUAUAGAGGUGAAAAAGCAUUUUGCAGCUUAACUUGUCGCGAAAUGGCGAUUAUGAUUGAUGAAGAACUCGAGAAAUCCCACCCUCCUUGUGAGAACUCUCCAAAACCAAAACCAGGUGAGCAAAUUUUUGAAACAGGAAUCCCAAUAAUCAUAUAA